Molecule: messenger RNA, 1150 nt
Organism: Nelumbo nucifera (sacred lotus)
Lineage: Eukaryota; Viridiplantae; Streptophyta; Magnoliopsida; Proteales; Nelumbonaceae
Product: protein LHCP TRANSLOCATION DEFECT-like
Biological process (GO): intracellular protein transport; granum assembly
Cellular component (GO): chloroplast stroma; chloroplast envelope
Source: RefSeq, a predicted model, not a curated record
CCAAAUACAUGGGCGGGCGCUGUUAAGCGGAUUUCAAGCCAGGCAGUCAUCUUCUUUCUCAGCCCAACUGCAAACUGGAUACGCCCUCAGACUCAGAAUGUGGCCGUUACCGUUGGAUGGUCCUUAGGAUCGCCCCGAUAUAAUCCGAUGCCUACUGAACUAUGCGAACUUGAUAAGGCGGCCCCACUGGUUGCGACAGUCUGUCCCGGUUUUACAAAACCAUCGCCAUUUGUGACCUCUGCAGAUUUUUAGUAUUAUUAUAAGGCUACUACACUACUACCUUGACCUACCUACUAUGAUCUCCAAAUGUCUGUUUGUUUAAUUUCACUUCAGUGCAGUGGUUUGUUUACGUAAAGGGCUUAGAUUUUCUCUUUUCUCUGGGUUCAUCUCAUAUUCUCAUUCCUUCCCCUGAAACUUCAAUGGCGUCCAUUCCCUGUAGUAUUCAACUAAUAUUGCCUUCAACAACUAACACUAGUUAUCUUUCUUCUUCGUCUGAGUCCAAAUUUAGUUCUAAAUUUCUGGGCAUUCGAAAGAGGCUUGGAUGGUUUAGAGCUUGCAGAAUAGGGUCCAAAAUCGGACCCUGCAGCGGUUCCAGAGCCAAGUGCUGGUUCAAAUUCGGAACCAACGGUGUCGACGCUGAAGGUGCUGGGAUAUACGGUAGCCAAGGUCGAGAUGAUUACGAUCGAGAUGACGUUGGACAGUAUUUCGAGUACAUGGGGAUGCUGGCGGCAGAGGGUUCAUAUGAUAGAAUGGAGUCUCUUCUCAGCCAGAACGUACACCCUGUGGACGUCCUGUUGAUGAUGGCUGCUUCGGAAGGUGACAAGCCCAAGAUCGAGGAGCUCUUGAGAGCUGGAGCUCUUUACACCGUCAAGGGUUCUGAUGGCAAGACCGCACUCGAUCAAUCCACCGACGAAAUCAAGGAAUUCAUCCUCUCUUUUUCAGCUCAGAAGGCAUGAAAGAUUAAAAAACAACAGCUUAGAAGUUAUAACUCAGAAGGCUUCCCCUUUUACAUAUAUAGAAUUUCACUACUCUGAAGUAUUUUUGUACCUUCCAUGUAUUAAAGAUUUGCUCAGAAGAUGCAACGAGACUGGAGACUGCUCUGUCUAUUGGCUUACUCUUGCCAGAGACAGGGACAGGGUUUUGAUUUUGA